Messenger RNA from Larimichthys crocea (large yellow croaker), 1907 nucleotides. Its product is annotated as B-cell linker protein. The record is from RefSeq and is a predicted model, not a curated record. Lineage: Eukaryota; Metazoa; Chordata; Actinopteri; Sciaenidae. The transcript is spliced from 20 exons. Gene Ontology annotation, biological process: cell surface receptor protein tyrosine kinase signaling pathway; intracellular signal transduction. Bases 10 to 1257 code for a protein of 415 amino acids.
UUUGGAGCCAUGACUGAGCUGUGCUGUGGCUGCAGCUCAUUUAAAGGCAGCCAAUCCAGUAACAGAACUGAAACAAAGACAUUUCCUCAUGACUUGAGCUGUGAGACUCGACCCAAAAUCAUGACAAUGAGCUUCUUUGGAAAACUAAAGAACCUACAUGGAGCACCUCCAGCUCCACCAAGAAGAACAGAUAACAAUGCAGGGUGGCCACAGGAUGAGUUUGAUGACGAUGAAGGUGACAUGUAUGAAGCGCCUCCCUGUGAGCGUCCAGCUGUGAAAGUCCCACCGAGACAAGUGGAGGAGAACGUUUAUCUGGAGAGGACAUCCAAUCCCCCUGUUCCACAGAGGCAGGCUGCUCCUCCACCCAGACCAGGAAAACCCUUGAAACACCAACAACGUGCUGACGAUUACUUCUACAGUCCCAACGGCAAGAAACCACCUGAGAUAGACAGAAAUGAAAAGCCUGGGAGAAAGCCUCCUCCACCAGUCCGUCCUGCACCUGCUCCAGUCCCUGAGUCCAACACUGAGGAAGAUGUCUAUCUGGAUCCAAAUGAAGAACCGGAGGAUAAUGAUGACUUGUAUUUAGAACCUACAACCGCCUGCCCUCCACCCCCUCGUGCACCCAUGAGGAUGCCUCCAUCUCCCAUGACAGUGCCCUCUCCGAUGAUGAAGCCUCCAGUUCCCAGAGCUAAGUCUAAUUCACUCUUGCCUUCCUUGAAUGAGGUCAAAACAGUUCCUUCGGAGGCUAGACGUGCCACAUUUCCAAACAAACUUCCUCCACCAACUCCCAAGCCCCCUCUGCCUGCCAGCCUGAAGGAAGCCAAACCCAGCCCUCCAAAUCCUCCUAUGCCUGACACUAAGCCUGUGGGCUCCUCUGGUGGUAUGAGGGCAAUCAAACAAUCUGGGAAUGAGGACAAAGAAUGGUUUGCUGGAGCUUGCAACAGGAAGAGAGCUGAGGAUCUCUUACUGGGGGUCAACAAGGACGGCGCCUUUCUCAUCCGACACAGCUCAGCCCAGAGUGCCCAGCAGCCGUACACCCUCGCUGUGCUCUACCAGCAGAAGGUGUACAACAUUCCUAUCCGUUUCCUGGAGGAUACAAGAGGUUACGCCCUGGGAAAAGAAGGCAAGAAGAAUGAAGAGAUUUUCAGCACCCUUGACGAGAUGAUUUCCCACCACAAGAAUAACCAGCUGCAUCUGAUAGACAGCAAGAGCCAAGCCAAGCACCCGGCGUAUUUAACCCACCCUGCACGCCCUUAAAACUACACUACUACUUAGCACUUCAUGUGAAUUAUGUGAGGAUAACUGCAGUUUGAAAGUUUACCACUUGAAAAUACUGUAGGUCUACUGUGUGUCACAACAGUGUAAUUACAACUCUGAAAAAUGAAAUAGGUUAUACAGCUAAAGCACUAUUUUAUUCAAGUUUAUCAUUAAAAUAGACUGUGCAAAAACUUUAUGUAAAUGUCACAAACUGUUGACACUAAGCCGCCAUGUGACAUGAUAACAGCUUCAACGUUCUUACUGUGAUUUUCGUGGUUUCUGCCAUGUCAUAGUUUUAGCAAUAAUUGCACAAUGUUAAAUUGUCUCCGGUGAAAAGGAAAUGUGUCACUAUAUUACUGUAACAGUCAUUCAUUCUGGAUAUCUCUGCCUUUGGAGGAAACAUGUUGUCAUAUCACUGCAUUCCACUAACUUUUAAACACAAAAACCAUUUAUUUCUGCUGUUCUAAGAUAUGGAAACAUAUCAAAACAACCUCCAGAUGGUCAGACGUGAUGAUCAGUAAUGUCUGUUUUAGUCAUGAGCCCAGAUUUGGUGUGUAUCUUUUUCCUAGUUUAGUUCAGUUUUAUGACUUGGAUUUGGUGUUGUUUUUUUCAGUGUGAUAUUGUAGAUAUUGUGUAAUAGAGACCCAAAG